Messenger RNA from Dentiscutata heterogama, 330 nucleotides. Lineage: Eukaryota; Fungi; Glomeromycota; Glomeromycetes; Diversisporales; Gigasporaceae. The record is from the annotation of a GenBank genome assembly.
AUGACUACAAUUAUGAUGAUGAUUCUUGAAAGUGAUGAAAGUGAUCAAGAAAAUGAAAUUAAUGAAAUAGAUAAUAGUUCUAAUGAACCUGAAGAAGAAAGUACAAAAGAUGAAAUUACAUCAAUCUAUCCUGAAGUUUGUUACCUGUGUGGUAGUCUUGAUGUCAAUCAGCCUACACUAUUAGAUACCACAUGUCCACCUCGUUCUAAAGAAAAACUACCAAAGUAUGAAAGCUAUACUAGUUCAGAUAGUUCAACCAAACGCAAAGGAUGGAAAUCAUUUAUCAAAGGCAAAAAGCCUAAAAACCUUCACAAAUUCUCUAGAGGAUAG